Clunio marinus is the source of this 1710-nucleotide messenger RNA. Lineage: Eukaryota; Metazoa; Arthropoda; Insecta; Diptera; Chironomidae. The record is from the annotation of a GenBank genome assembly.
AUGAAAAAUUAUGAAAUCAAACUCAUCAAGACAUUGAACAUGCAAAACUUCAUGGUUUCUGUACAACAAGAACAAGACAUUAUCAACAAAUCAUCAUUCCCGAUUCAUCAGCAUAAUAAUUUCAUUGUAUUAGAUUUAUCAUGUGAAAAUUCGAAGCAGUUGCUGAACGAGUUAACUCCGAAUGAAUUCUUUCAACGAAAAUUCAUUUUACUUGAUACUCAAUCUAAAAUAAAUCUUCAAAAAUAUUUGGAAUUUAAAGCAAUUUUACCAAGUUCUGAGAUUUUUUAUUUCGAAAACGAUGUAGGAAAUAUUUUUGUCAAACAAGUUUAUCGAACUUCGUUAGAAUCUUCAACAAAUAUUGAAACAUUUGGCUUAUGGUUUAAGGGAAACGAUGCAUUUAAGGACUUAAGAUCAACAACAGUAACAUCACGUCGUCGGAAUGAUUUAUAUGGAACAGAAUUAAGAGCAUCGAUAGUCGUCACAAACAACGACACAUUACAUCAUCUUGAUGAUUAUCAUGAUAAACAUAUCGACACAAUCAGUAAAGUUAACUAUCAAUUAACGAACCGACUUAUUGAAUGGUUGAACGCAACAAUUUCUUAUUCCAUCGUAACAUCGUGGGGAUAUAAAAAUAAUGAAACAAAUGAAUGGAGUGGAAUGAUAGGAGAGCUUGAGAAGAAAAUUGCUGACUUAGGUGCUUCGCCAUUGUUCUUCACAGCAGACAGAGUUGACGUUAUUGAUUACAUCGCAUGUACUUCUCAAACCAAAUCUAAAUUUGUGUUUCGAUCACCGAAAUUAUCAUACACAGACAAUGUUUUUGUUUUACCGUUUGACAGUGGCGUUUGGAAAUCGUUAGGAGCGAUGUUGAUGAUCUCAUCAUUCAUUCUUUACUUUGCAUCAAGCACUGAAUGGAAAUCAAAUCUUGUUAAUGUUAAUGACCCUACAAUAUUGAAACCUUCAAUGUAUGAGACAUCAUUUGUGCUAUUUUGUGCACUUUGCCAGCAAGGAUCAUCAUCAUUACCAAUCAGUUUCGGAUCAAGACUUAUCACUAUGAUUUGCUUCACUGCUUUGAUGUUCUUGUAUGCAAGUUAUUCAGCGAACAUCGUCGCACUUUUACAAUCGCCAUCAAGUAAAAUCAAAACACUUGAAGAUCUUUAUAAUUCAAGAAUUAAAUUAGGUGUUGAUGACACUGUCUUCAACCAUUAUUACUUUGCACAUGCUGACGAGAAGAUACGAAAAGCAAUUUACAACGAUAGAAUCAAAAGAAAAGAUGGAAAGGAAAAUUUUUAUAAUUUAUCUGAUGGUGUUAAAAUGAUACGAGAAGAUCUUUUUGGAUUUCACAUGGAAGUUGGCGUUGGUUACAAAAUUCUACUGGAAGAAUUCCAAGAAGAUGAGAAAUGUGGUCUUCAGGAGAUUCAAUAUCUUCAAGUCAUUGAUCCAUUUUACGCUAUACAGAAAAAUUCUUCUUACUAUGAACUUUUCAAAAUUGGACUUUUGAAGCUGCAUGAAUUUGGCUUACAAGAUCGUGAAAAUUCGAGACUUUACACGAGGAAACCGAAAUGUUCUGGUCAAGGAUCAAAAUUUAUCUCAGUUGGAUUAAUCGAUGUUCAACCUGCACUUCUGAUUUUUCUGUAUGGAAUUGGAGCUGGUUUUAUGGCGCUUUUCAUUGAAAAGUUUCACUUUCGUUUUAAAUCGUUAGUGAAGAAUUAA